UUCCAUAGAAACAGAUGGACGCUGGUUUUGGGUGCGCCGCGUAACUCUGCUGGGUGAAGGUUUUAGAUUUGCAAGUAUGUGGAAUCGCAAUGAUUCGGGAAGUUCGGCUCUGGCGAGAGCGCAGGCGCAGCUCCGGGGAAAGCGUGUAUCCAGCGCCACAAACGAUUCCAAGGAUGAGUUUCAGGAGUACAUGGAUGCACUGACGAAAAAAACAAACGCCUUAAAAGUGAGCCACACUCCAUUUCAGGACCUGAGCGAUCUUUCAGUUGAAGACACAGACAGCGAAGUGAAGGAGAACCGGUUGGUAAAAAGCGAGACAAAGCAAAGAGAAGACGACAGUGAAAAGACAGUGGUGGAAAGCAGGUUUUUAAAAAAAGCGCCCCGGUCUGUCAGAGGAAGUCAGUCCCCGACAAUGAGUAAAACAUCAAGUAAAACAGACCCAGGUGCUGCACAGGCUACAUCCACGCAGAGAGGCUCGACCAGUGCAGCUCUGAACAGACUGGCUCUCAUAGAGAAUAAAAUCAUGAGCAGAAGACGAGCCCGGGACCAAGUGGACUCGGACCCCGAUCUACGGGCUUCAGAUGAAAAGCCCUUCUCAGUCCAGUCCAGCAGCGAUCACAGCACCAGGGGCAGCAGCAGGUUUCUCAAGAGAAAGCCUCCAGACUCUAAAGGACCGGACGUGACACAAGGUGAACAGACUGCAGGAGGCCUUCAGAAGUCACACCCCAAACCUGCCCGUAAACAAGUCACUGUGGACAGUGAUGAGGAGGAUAUGAAGAAGCUGCUAGGCAGCUCGCUGGAAAUGUCCGAGGAGAGAUUCCUUAAACAAGAGAGACCAGCUUCCAGAGAGAGCCCUACACCUGGCAGAAAGUCUUUCUUGAAGAGCAAUCGAAAGACACAGCUAGGAUCUCCUUCGCCACCCAGAAGAAGCCCCCUUUCCAGGACCCCAUCCCCCCGUCGAUCCCCACUCAGGACUUUCUCCAGAACCCCCUCCCCUCCCAGAGGCCUCUCCCCCAGGAGGACGUUGUCUCCGAGAAUGAAGUUCAUUAAAAGGUCGUCGUCUUCCCUGUCCCUGAGGGGCGAUGUGAAAUCUGUGGAGGAGCUGUUCCCUAGCGUGUUGGAGUCUGAGGGUGUGAUCAGUGAGAGAAGCGAUGGAUCAGAUGCUUGGCCCAUCCAAUCAAAAUCCAAUAUAAAAGAUUUCAAACUAAAUAUUAUGACCUUGGAGGACCUUGUGCCAGCAAUUUUGGGAGAAACAGAGAAACCAGAAGAAAAACAGGAAAAGGCAAAAUCCAGCAAGACCAUUAACACUGCAGACAGCAAAGGACCACAGGCCUUUUCUCAGGCAGCGAAUCAGGUGGACAGCAAUGCUGAAUACGAGAGCGACUUCGAGAGCGAGAUCCAGACAGACUCCGAAAAGACAAUCAGUGAAAUAUCAGAACGUCUAAACAACGACUCUCCAGCCAGCGUGGUCCAGGAAGUGUCUGAAAGGUCUCAAAGAGAGGCAUGGAGCCAACAGUCUGGGUCCUCAACUGAGGAGAGGGCUAGGAAGAGAGAGCGCACAAAAUCAGAUGCCUCCUGGUCGUACCCAGGCAGAACGGAAGGGGGUCGCUCCAGCAGUGACUUCUCGUACUCAAGGACUUCCACAUAUUCAAGUCUGUCUCCGUCUCGCACGCUCACGCCAACCCCACGCAAAGGGAGAUCGAGCAAGCACAGGACUGUCAAAGAGGCAGGAGUGCAGACGCAAGCCACUGGAUUAGCCUACAACUGGUCUAAUGGUAUGGCAGUAUUGGGUCCAUCCAUUGGAGCAACGUAUGUAGAUCCAGCUCCCAUUGCAAGCCAUGUUGUUAGCGCUGAUGCACUAGAAGCUCUAACAGCCUACAGUCCUGCAGUCUUUGCUUUAAAUGACAUGCUGAAGCAGCAGUUGGCUUUGACAAGGCAGUUUGCAGAGACCAGCCGGUAUCUUCACACUUCUCUGCUUGAAUCACUUGGACCAGAAAACUACCACUAUACAACUUUAGAGGAUACUAAAGAGUUUAUACGUAGUUGCAGGCCCCCACCUCUAACUACAGAAGAGGCUUUGGAAGAGGUGCUUCAGGAUAUGAGGGAGUAUCAUUACAUGUGAACACAAGCAGGACUCUACAGAAGAGACGGAAACAGCCUGGGAGAUUUACUUUGAUUUCCAAUGUGAAUGACGAACAAACUCAUCUUAGAACAAACAGCCUUGAAAUGUGAAAUAUGGUUCAUUUGCAUAUUUGCCAUAAUUUUUAUAUGCACCAAUCCAGUGUCAAUCUAGAUGAACUGAAAAUGCAACACAUUUCCCAUGGAAAAAGGAGUUACUUGCAUGCUUUGACAGUAAUGUGAACUGCAACAAGAAACAUGAAAUUCAGAAAUCACUCUUUCAUUCAGGUUGGCUUUUAUGGUUAACAGACAAUAAAUCACAGUUUCCUAAACAAAGUGGCCCAGAAUGUUUUAUGUAACUUGUUCAAAUGGACUCAGUUGUAAAGUAAUACAUCAGUAUUAUGCUGUAUAUAUAAAAACACAAAACACGCUCGUCUGUCUGUUUUUACCGUUUUUCUUGGUACUCCCUUUCUAAAAUCUGGGGUGUGGGGAAAGGAACUGAAUAAGAAACAUUACUCUCAGCUUGCUGUAGGUAAACAUUUUCUAAAAACAGAUGCUUGUGUUCAGUAAACAACAACAA
Polyodon spathula (Mississippi paddlefish) is the source of this 2698-nucleotide messenger RNA. It is a transcript of the gene c27h19orf44, whose product is annotated as chromosome 27 C19orf44 homolog. The record is from RefSeq and is a predicted model, not a curated record. Bases 77 to 2122 code for a protein of 681 amino acids. The transcript has 10 exons. Lineage: Eukaryota; Metazoa; Chordata; Actinopteri; Acipenseriformes; Polyodontidae.